UCGUUUGGAAAUGUUUUUCAGUACAAACGUUGUCGAGUUCGCCUUGCUUUUAGGCCAACUUAAGAAAACUAAGCGAGCCGGUUGGAUUUACCAUGGCGUGAAUUCGCCUGAGAGCAUUGCGGAUCAUAUGUAUCGGAUGGCUCUCCUUAGCUUUUGUCUUCCAAAUGAUCUUUCUAUAAACAAGGACCGUUGUAUUAAGAUGAGUCUAGUUCACGACUUGGCCGAGAGCAUCGUCGGCGACAUUACUCCUAUGGAUAACGUGACUAAAGAGGAGAAACGCGAAGCGGAACGUGCAGCCAUGAAGCAAAUCGAGGCUACGCUCUUGAAAGACGGGAAAAGUUCUUCGGAGGGUUUGGACCUGGAACUAUUAGUGUUGUGGGAAGAAUAUGAACUUGGCACAAGUAAAGAAGCGAAACUCGUGAAGGAUCUCGAUAAGUUUGAAAUGCUCUUGCAGGCUUUUGAGUACGAAAAAGAACAGAAUAUAGACUUGCAGGAAUUCUUUACUUCCACUGAGGGCACAAUUAAGACCGAAACGAUCAGAAGUUGGCUGGACGAGCUUUGCAGGCGCCGAGAGGAUAUAAACUCUCAUAUUCUCACUCAACUGAAGUGACGGAAUUCACACUGCAUUUUUUAAAAAAAAUCUACAUCGAAACCUUUAUUAUUUACAAUACAGAAUUAUUUUGACCAGUUGGU
This is a messenger RNA of Zophobas morio, 693 nucleotides long. Its product is annotated as 5'-deoxynucleotidase HDDC2-like. The record is from RefSeq and is a predicted model, not a curated record. Gene Ontology annotation, cellular component: cytoplasm. Gene Ontology annotation, molecular function: 5'-deoxynucleotidase activity. Bases 11 to 610 code for a protein of 199 amino acids. NCBI's taxonomy places the organism in Eukaryota, Metazoa, Arthropoda, Insecta, Coleoptera, Tenebrionidae. The transcript has 6 exons.